Dunckerocampus dactyliophorus (ringed pipefish) is the source of this 5813-nucleotide messenger RNA. RefSeq names its product sphingosine-1-phosphate lyase 1 (gene sgpl1). Gene Ontology annotation, molecular function: sphinganine-1-phosphate aldolase activity; pyridoxal phosphate binding. Bases 997 to 2721 code for a protein of 574 amino acids. Gene Ontology annotation, biological process: sphingolipid catabolic process; carboxylic acid metabolic process. The transcript is spliced from 14 exons. Lineage: Eukaryota; Metazoa; Chordata; Actinopteri; Syngnathiformes; Syngnathidae. Gene Ontology annotation, cellular component: endoplasmic reticulum. The record is from RefSeq and is a predicted model, not a curated record.
UAGUUGCAGCCCUAGCUGGCGGCAUCAACGCCUGAGUGACCGCAAUCUGCGAGCACAAUGGUGCAGCGUAUUGACAGUGGGAAGUUGGAUCAUUCCCACCACCCCCGGACUGCAGAAUUUUUCUUGCGUGGGUGGAGGAAUUUCCCUAAUUUUCUGGAAAAUGUCACUUAUUUUCGAAAGCAAAGGUUGACAGGUGUGCCGAUGCAGUGGGUGGAUCUUAACAGAGUUUGUGUGGAAUGGUGUAAGAUACCAGAGUUCUCUCCGACUUUUGAACUGAUGUAAGAUAAGGAUGUUUAAGCUAUUUUAUGGCAGAAGAAGCUUGGACGUGCAGCACCUGCACCUCUAUCUUAAUGCACAAAUAAUGUGAACACUCCAGUCAGUAUGUGGUCCCGCUUCCCACUCUGCUUUGUGCGGCUGAUCUUGCCAAACCUGAAUGUUAUCCCGAGAGGCAUGUGUGACUGCAGGAUUGGGUUUACAUUCUGUGUUCAGUGGCAUCCCUCUCCUUUUCAUUCAUUCAAAUCCUCUGAUAUACUCAAAUAAUUGCACAACCUGCCCAAAGUGCAUUGUUGUGGAGUGUACUUAAACUCGAGCAAGUUGUGCUAAGUUAAGAUAUUAUCUUUGUGAACCUUAAGCUUCCUUCUAUCAGAUUGUAGCUGAGGCACCCAUCCUAUCACAGCUAUUGUGUCAUAAAAUUCCCACUGCACAAAUGAUUUUAUUUGACUUUUACCUUUGCUUUGAUUAAAACCAAAAGCUUUAGGUCAGAUAUACGUCAACAUUUUUUUUUUAUGUGAUUUUGACACUGACAUUGAUGCAGAAUGAUUGCAACACUCCCCAGUGUUGAUUGACAGUCCGGCUAUAGGGAGGAGUCAGCUGACAAACUUUACUCACUCUCCCAUCUGGAGGAAGAGGAGCACUGCAGAGUGUGUGCCGUAUACACUCAGCAAAGUGCUGACGGUGUUUGUGUGAGGUGGAAAACUGAUCUCUGUCGAGCCAACAAUGCCUCCUGAUAGUGCCUUGGAGGUGUACAAGGAGUUGGUGCUCCUCUACCUGGAGGAGGGCCGGCGGCAGGUGAACUCGCGCUGCGGGGAAUUGGAGCCAUGGCAAAUCAUCGGAGUGACAUUGAUUACCACACUGGGAGCGGUCUGGCUUAAAGGGUUUCUCUUCCAGCAAGAAAGUCUCCUAUCCAGAAUGAAGAAGCAGUGCUUUCGACUCAUCAGAAAAAUACCCUUUGUUGGCGGGGCGAUUCAGAGCCAGCUGAACAAGGCAUUAGACGACAUGUCUGCAAGCCUGUGUACUCUGAAGAACGGGAUGAGCUAUACUAAAAAGCUACCGUCCAAAGGUCUCACACAGAGUCAAGUGUUGGACAAAAUCAGCGAGUACCAAACACUGAACGAGGUGCAGUGGGAGAAAGGGUGUGUUUCGGGCGCAGUCUACUGGGGUGAUGAAAACCUAACUAAACUCCUGGUGAAGGUGUAUGGAGAUUUUGCAUGGAGCAAUCCACUUCACCCAGACAUCUUUCCCGGUGUGAGAAAGAUGGAGGCCGAGGUCGUCAGAAUGGCUUGCACACUUUUCCACGGUGGACCCAACUCGUGUGGCACAGUGACUUCAGGAGGAACAGAGAGCAUACUGAUGGCAUGCAAGGCGUACCGAGACAUGGCAUAUGAACGAGGUGUCAAAUAUCCAGAAAUUCUGGCACCAAUUAGUGUCCAUGCAGCCUUCGACAAAGCGGCACAUUACUUCGGGAUGAAACUUGUUCACAUUCCACUCAAUAUGAAAACAAUGCAAGUAGACGUCAAGGCUAUGAAGAGAGCCAUCAGCAAGAACACAGCCAUGCUUGUGUGCUCGGCCCCCCAGUUUCCACACGGGAUCAUGGACCCCAUUGAGGAAGUAGCAAAGCUUGCUGUACGCUACAACCUCCCAAUGCAUGUGGAUGCUUGUCUAGGCGGUUUUCUGAUUGUCUUCAUGGCCAAGGCGGGCUACACCCUUGCGCCGUUUGACUUCAGAGUAAAAGGUGUCACCAGCAUCUCUGCAGACACACAUAAGUAUGGCUACGCCCCCAAAGGCUCCUCAGUGAUCCUCUACAGUGAUAAAAAGUACCGUCACUAUCAGUACUUUGUGGCUCCAGACUGGCAGGGUGGAAUCUACGCCUCGCCCUCGAUAGCGGGCUCCAGGCCCGGAGGAAUUGUUGCAGCCUGCUGGGCAACCAUGAUGCACAUGGGAGAGAACGGAUACGUGGACGCCACUCGGAAGAUCAUCUGCGUGGCACGCAAAAUCAAAACAGAGAUUAGAAAGAUGAAAGGUGUGUUUGUGUUUGGGGAUCCAGAGGUUUCAGUGGUAGCAAUGGGCUCGGAUGUUUUUGAUAUUUUCCGCCUGUCUAACGCACUGACGUCAAAGGGCUGGAAUCUGAACACGCUGCAGUACCCAUCCAGCAUCCACAUUUGUUGCACACUUCUCCACACCCAGCCUGGAGUUGUGGAACGCUUUGUUAGUGACGUCAGAGAGCAGGUUGCCAUCAUCAUGAAGAACCCUAAAGAGAAAACCACAGGAAAGGGAGCGAUCUAUGGCAUGGCCCAGUCCAUCCCAGACAGAUCAAUGGUAACAGAGAUCUCCCGAGGCUUCCUGGACUGUCUCUACAGCACAGAGGUCAAAAGUCAGAAGUCAAACAUCAGCCACAUGAACGGUAACGGCAAGGCCCACCAAAAAAGGAGUGGGCUGUUCUGACCUCGCUGCACCCUGGGAAGGUCGCUCACCUCCUCCCGUUGCUCCGAGUUCAUAACUCAACGGUUGCCUUAUCCUGCAUCACUGCAAGGAAAACACCUGCAAAGGUUUUUAAAGCACAAGACGUCCAUUUGGAUCAUUCGAGAAGCAAACGACUCAAAGGCUGGUUAUGGUCUUUCAUUUGAAAAUAAUAUAGUCGAUGUGUGUCGUUAGUCAUUUCAAGUUCACCUAAUCUGCAUAGCAAACAUUUAUUUAGUUUUUAAUGUCAGAACAUUUCAGUUUCACAUUCUCUGAUGACUCAGCAGAAAAUAAGGAGUAAAGAAAAACAGACCACUGAGACCGGAACAAGCUACUCAAGACUGGUUGUGGAACUCCUGACAUCUCAUACAUCAUUUCUCACGUAAAAACACAAUUCAGGUGCAUAUUUAAACCACUCUGUCAUCCUGUACACUUAAGUUCUUGUUUUCGCACUUGUUGUAAUUACUUUCUAUUGAUCUGCUUUUGUGCUCCUUUUCUAGUUAGUGCAGGACUUGUAGACAGCAGGAGAAUACUUUCAAAUAUGGGAUUUUUUUUGUUUUUUAUAUCACAUGAUAUAUCAGAGAAAGUACUUUGAAAACGUUCCAACAGCUAGUGUUAGCCAAAGCUUAUCAGCUGUAUCGGUUAUUUUUCCCCCAUUUAAGACAACCUUGUGACUACAGUAGAUCCCUGCUCUUUAUUGGGGUUACGUUUCGGGACCACCAGCAAAUGGCAAAAAUCUUCCAAGUAACUGAAACGCUCAUAAAAAUGUCUGGUUUUGACACACGGCUUGCCCCUCCUUCUUCAAAUCGUCCUGCUCGCUCGAUGUUGACGUUCUCCUCCGAUUUUGGAUCAGCAUUUGCAAUAAAAGCGGUUGUCGUAAUUAUUAGAUUAGCUUCCGAUCCACAACCUUCCCCUUCUCUCUUCAAUCCAGAAAAGACAAUCCAAGUUUAAGUCCAAAAUAUGCCUCACACACUUAUAAGACAUUUUAAUGAUAAAAUUUUUUAGUACUCACUACUCAUGAAUGAAAAUGUAAGAUGACAUAUGAACAAAUCAGUCACGGUGUAGACGUUAUACAGUAAUCCCUUGCCACUUUGUGCUUCAAAUUUCAUGCCUUCACUCUAUCACGGUUUUUAAUUAAUAACUCAUGCUGUUUUGUGAUUUAAAAAAAUGCAUAUUUAGCCAGUGUUACUUUUUUGGCCUAAAUUAAGCAUUUUCAAGCAUAGAAAUGGCUAAAUGAACUAAAAUACAAAUAUAAGGCUUUCAGAAGAUCCAUUCAAAGACGCUGUGAUGUUGUAUUCUAUACUGGUCACUCGGUAUCAGUAAGGUUAAAGUUCAGUGAGAUGCACGCACCAGGCUUGAUGGCCGGAACAACAUCUUUCAUUGCAUGUUUGAAGUAUCUCACAACAGGCACAAUAAUCCCUAAGAUGAGCUACUGUUGCGGCCGUAACCCAUGGCAAGCUAAAACUCAACUCUGAAUCCCCGACGUCACUUCCUGUCUGCCCCCCCAUUCUGCUCCCCUACUAGCAACGGAACACAUUGACAGCAACACACACAAACACAAGUCUUAUUGAUGUCAUAAAUGGCUUAUUUAUUGUUAUUAUGUCUACUGUAUUGGGUAAUACGAGUGUAAAGGUGACUAUAGAGGUGUUAUUUCAUGUCUAGAGGGCUCUAAUAAUGUUAAAAAAAAACAGUAUUUGUAAGGUCAUAAACAGGCUUUCUAUGGUCUGAUUACAAAAAUAUUCAAUUUAUAAAUAAGGAAUCCUACUUAGCGUGGAAAUUCACUUAUAAUAGUCUGCUCUGGAACCAAUUAACUGCGAUAAACAAGGGAUCACUGUAUAUAAGUUUCACUUUUGUGUCUUGCAGCAACAGUGGUGUGUUCAAGGAAUGCCAAACAAAGUGCGAUAUUCCAAUGCUUGACGAAAAAACAUUAUCAGUCAAGCAUAAAGACAUAACCAUGUAAAAAUUCUAGGCGUUUUUUUUUUUUUUUUUUUUUUUUUUUUUUUUUACAGUGGUAUGUGUUUGCGGAACAUUUGAACUGUAUUAUCGCAUAUUUAUAAAUUAUUACCGACUUCGGAGUGAUGAGAUGCGUUUUCUGCAGGAAUAAGGGCCUAUUUUUGGAGAAAAAAAAAUAGAACAUAUACUUAGACCAAAUAUUUGCAGGGCUGAAUCGUGAAUGUGCGGGGAUCCACUGUAUAUCACUAAAUCACAUUUUUUUAAAUCAUUGACGUGAGUGCCCCAUAUUUCUUUGUGUGCUAAUUCAAUCUACCUCACUUUCUACUUCUACUGUCAGUACAACUUAACAAAGCAAUUGUUGGCUUCUAUUUUCAAACGUCGACUCCUGUUAAACUUUAACACUGUCAGGGCAUUUGAGUUAUCUUAUGAUGUGGGGAAAAAAUGAUAGAGACCCGCCACGAUUGAGGUUACUGAUUGACAAGACAAGGCAUUUUCACCUCUGCGCUCUAAAGGACCAUGUUGUAUACACAUGGCAUUAUUUCUCUCUUAGUGCAAUACCCGUUUCUCAUGGGAAGUGAUCUGCUCAUAAUGGUUAACAAGCAAUUAGGACUAAUAAGAAGCAUAUCAGACCUUGUUCAUGUCCUUUUACCCAUUGUGUGACCGCUGGGUGCUUCUCUUCUUACAUUGUUUGUUCAAUAGUGUUUAAAAAAUGAAAAAGAUGAAUGUUUUUCCAAGUCUGGGCUGCACCUAUCAGGGUUUAUUCAGUUUGUGCCUGGUUCAAAGACGAUGGCAACAAACAAUGUGUUGUGUUCUAGUAUUGUACCAAUAGCGAGUGUUCGACUCUGUGCCUUCAGAAGUUUGUCAUCAUACUACUUUUAUUUCAUCUUAACAUCCUCAGGGAUUCAGACGUGUACCAAACGUCACUGAUGUCCAUAUAUGUGCUCAUUAGUUUCAUUCAAAAUGUCUAUGGACAUUUGAGCACAUCAAAUAGCAUCGCAUGGUUUCUACUGUCUACUAGUCCAAAUUAACAUUUUACAUGUUUUCAAUUUGAAAGUUUACUGUUUAAAUCUUUAGUGUUCUGUUUUCAAUAAAAUACAUAUACUCAUGGUUGGCUCAUGUUUCAG